Lacerta agilis (Sand lizard) is the source of this 1368-nucleotide messenger RNA. RefSeq names its product olfactory receptor 51G2-like. Gene Ontology annotation, molecular function: olfactory receptor activity; G protein-coupled receptor activity. The transcript has a single exon. Gene Ontology annotation, cellular component: membrane. The coding region runs from base 101 to 1036 and encodes 311 amino acids. Lineage: Eukaryota; Metazoa; Chordata; Lepidosauria; Squamata; Lacertidae. Gene Ontology annotation, biological process: G protein-coupled receptor signaling pathway. The record is from RefSeq and is a predicted model, not a curated record.
AUUCUUCAUGCCCUAACCAAUGUUGGUUGGUAGUAGGACACCUUUUCCUUACUCGCAGCCAAGAGGCUGAUGCUCCUGGAGGGACCCAGCAGACCACAUCAUGGAUCUCCAAAACAGCACCAAGCCCAGGCCACCAGUGGUCUGGCUUACUGGGUUCCCUGGCAUGGAGUCCAGCCACAUCUGGAUUUCCAUCCCAUUCUGCUCCAUGUACAUCAUUUCCAUCUUGGGAAAUGCCGUUAUUCUGUUCAUUAUCAAAACAGACCAAAGCCUCCACGAGCCCAUGUACAUUUUCCUCUCCAUGCUUGCCCUGACAGACCUAGGCUUAUCCCUCUCCACCAUGCCUACCAUCCUGGGCAUAUUUUGGUUCAACGCCAGAAGAGUCAGCCUGGGUGCCUGUUUCACUCAGCUGUUCUUCAUCCACUCGCUUUCCUUCAUAGAAUCCUCCAUUCUCUUGGCCAUGGCUUUUGACCGCCUCGUGGCCAUCCGGAACCCUCUGAGAUAUGCCUCCAUCUUAACUGUGCCAAGGAUAAGCAAGAUGGGGCUGGCCUUCGUGUUCAGAGGUGUGGCCCUGAUUUUCCCACUGCCCUUCCUUCUCAGGAGGCAUCAGUACUGCCGGGCCAACGUCCUCUUCCACUCUUUCUGUCUGCACCAAGAGGUGAUGAAGCUGGCCUGCUCAGACAUCACGGUCAACAGCAUCUAUGGGAUGUUCGUCAUCGUCUCCACGGUAGGCGUGGACUCGCUCCUGAUCCUGCUGUCUUACAUCAUGAUCCUCAAGACGGUCCUGAGCAUCGCUUCGCGGGUGGAGCGCCUCAAGGCCCUCAACACUUGCGUCUCCCACAUCUGUGCCGUCUUGCUCUUCUACAUGCCCAUGAUUGGCUUGUCUGUGAUUCACAGGUUUGGGAAGGAUUCUCCUCUCCUCAUCCGCAUUUUCAUGGGGUAUGUUUACCUGCUGGUGCCACCCUUAAUGAACCCUGUUGUGUACAGUGUGAAAACAAAGCAGAUUCGGGCCAGGAUAAUCCAGAUAUUCUCCAAGUGAAGGACCACCCCCUCAUUCUUAGAACCUGUUGUGCUUUUCUGAAAUUUGCUGGCAAAGGGGUGGUGGUGGGGAGCCACUCUGAAACAGUUUCAGUGGUGAUGGUUGGGAACUCUGGGUCAGAUGAGGACAGCUGUGGCCCAGCAAGGCUCAUCUUAUGUUCCUGGUGAGGUCUUGGUCCAUGUCCUGGGUGGAUGGAGAGAGCAGCAGGUGUCUGAAAUGCAGGUGUCUAAGAUUUAAAAAGACCUCCCAGAGUGUCUUACAAAGACCACUAAUAAGGCUGUCCCUGUCCUAAGGCUUUAGAAUCUAAAAUACCCAUCCAUUUCUUGGGAAUG